Messenger RNA from Enterobius vermicularis (human pinworm), 1890 nucleotides. The record is from the annotation of a GenBank genome assembly. NCBI's taxonomy places the organism in Eukaryota, Metazoa, Nematoda, Chromadorea, Rhabditida, Oxyuridae.
AUGAGGUCGGUUAUGUCAGCAGAAAAGCCAACGAAAGAGAAUGCUGCAGGGGAGGUGAAAACGGUUGAAGAGAGCAACGGCGAAUUACAUGAACAAGAAAAGGCUUUGGACCGUGAGAAAAGUGGAGUCGCAAAGGACUCUGUGAAUAAUGAAGAGUCAGAAACUCCUAAAUCAGAUGCAAAAGAAGUACCUGUUGUUAAGCAAGAUGCUGCAGAAGGCGUUUCAGAGCAAAAAGUAGAACAUUUGGAUUUUAAAGAAGAAGUGACUAGUAAAACCGCGGAAGAGGAAAGUACAAACCAGCAAACUGAGAACCAAGAGCUUCCAUCCCAGAAGACUGGUGACGCGGUCACAACUGAUAGAGAGGAAACUCUGACUACUGAUAAUGUUGCUGCGAAAGAAAAUAAUGAGGAAAACUCCGGGUCGGUCAAGAAACCUGAGGUUUUGAAACCAGUUAACGAGGAAGAAGUGAAGGAUCAGUCACACCAUGGUGUAGAAUCUAUAGAUAAUUCAGGAAAGGACCAAGAAGAUGGUGAAGAGGUGUUCCACGAAGCUUCAGAAAUGAAUGACGACGAAGAGGUCAAGCAUGUUGCUGACGAAAAAAAGCGUGAAAAUGAAAGUAAAGAGGGCGAUCAAGAAACUGAGUGUAAGCUCAAUGGUGAUAGUGCUGAAAAUUGGGUGGAUGCAGAUGAGAAGCAGGAUGAAAAUGAAGAACUAGAUGGGACUGAGGAAGAAGAAGAACAGGAGGAGGUAGAAGAGAAUAUAGAGGAUGAGGAAGGGCCUGAUGAUGAUGAAAUAGCUGGUAAUCCUGCGUAUAUUCCGAAAUCCCCAAGGUAUUAUAUGCAUGACUCAAGAACAGUAGAGAAGAACAUUACUGUUGGACGGAGUGAGGGUCGUCUGUCUCGUGCUGACGGUAUGUGGGAUCAUGAUAAAUAUGAUCCGCGUUCACAGAAACCAAAAACCAAACGAGAACUUAUGAUGCGGUACGGCUUUGAUAUCCGCAAGCAGGAUAAGCCUGAUGAGGCAGAGUUAACUCGGUCGCCAAAAAGUAAAAGGGAUAAAUCAAAAGAAGAAGUUAGUACAAGGAAUGAAAGCACAAGGGUAACUGGUCGGGGUGGCCGAGGAGGUCGUGGUGGUCUAGGGCGUCCUGUACAGUACCAUAGCGAGAAACCGAAUAGGGACACUCAUAGUACAAGGACUAAUGUGCCGCAGCAACAGAGGCAGCCGAGUCAUGGAAACAACCGUGGAAGAGCUGUCAGUAACAGAGCAGUGACCACUGGACGGGGAGGCCGGCAUAUGCAUCCUCAAAACGACCAUGACAGGCCGAUUGAAAAUAAAUUUCGAGGUCAGAGGGAUCAGCGUGAACAACGUGAUCAUCAAGGACAGAUGAAGAGGUCAGGUGAACAUUCAGCGGCUCGUCGAGGACGAGGAAGUUUUUCGGGUAACGGAGGUGGAGACAGUAACUUAACAUCUAAUUCUGCUAGAGGAAAUGGAGGCGGUGGCGGUAAACGUUACUCGAAACAGCGUACUGCUGUAGCAUACGGCGAUCAACGUACAAUAACUGUAGCUCCACCAUCAACUACUGUAGCAGAAGUAAUACCACAAAUGAGUGUACCGGCAGCACAACCUCCGCCAACUCGAAAUUCUGUAGAAUGGCAACGUCCACCUCCGCCACCAUCAGCCUUCCAGACUCCAAUACGACCGUUGCAGCCUAUGCAACCUCAAAUGCAACCAAUGCCACCUAUAGCGACUGUUACACCAGUGACACCGACUGCAUUUCGGGCUCCCAACGAUACUGUAUAUUUUGAUACGAGUCAGCAGUUAAUUCGUAGUACUGUACCACCACAGCCCAGGGCUAAAAAGCGUUUGGAAAUUGUUCCUCCGGCGAAUUAA